This is a messenger RNA of Cucurbita pepo subsp. pepo (vegetable marrow), 1946 nucleotides long. Its product is annotated as Chaperone DnaJ-domain superfamily protein. The record is from RefSeq and is a predicted model, not a curated record. NCBI's taxonomy places the organism in Eukaryota, Viridiplantae, Streptophyta, Magnoliopsida, Cucurbitales, Cucurbitaceae.
UAGAGAUCCCGGACCAUUGCACGGGUCACCCACUGCAAGCCUGUACAAUUCACGAUACGCUUGCGAUUGAUUUUUUUGUGCCUCUCAACUCUUGAAUCAAAAUGAAACUGAAAGUUACUCCGGUCAAUGGAAUGUUCCACCGGCGGGCACUUUCUUUUGUUUCAAUUCUGCAAAUUCGAGCCAAGUCUGCCUCUUAUCGCCCAGUAUUAUGUUAUUCGAGAUGUGGAAUUCGGCUGUUUACCUGUGGCAGUGGCUCAGUUCAAUCUGAAUUUUCUGGAGAGAACGCAUACGAUAUUUUGAGAGUUUCAGAGACCAGCUCCAGCGAUGAAAUCAAAGCUUCUUUUCGCAAAUUGGCAAAGGAAACUCAUCCAGACCUCGCUGAGUCGAGAAAUAAUUCCGCUGCUUCCCAGCGUUUUGUGCAAAUCCUUGCGGCGUACGAGAUCCUUUCUGAUUCAGAGAAGAGGGCACUUUACGACAGUUUUCUUGUAGCUCAGAGAAAGUUAGUUAAAAAAAAUGGUAGCUACGGCUCAAUAUCAUACGUAUAUAAAUCCAAUCAGACAGCUUUCAAGCAGAUGGAAGUUGUUGAAUGGUUGAAGUCCUAUAGAUCUUUUAUUAAUGAGAUAUUAUCAGAAAGGAAACCUGUUGUUGUUACGGACUAUUUUGAUGAACUUGAGAGGGAUUUCUACUUAGCCAUGCAUGUUGCUUACUUUGGUCCAACCAUCGAGUCUAUGGAACUUCUACCUGAUUGUUUUGAAGCUGAGGAGAGGUCAACUCAUGAAACUUCCGAGAUAUUGCACUUGGUUUCAGGGCGCGAUCUUUUUGGGAUAGUCAGUUUUGCCGAGGAGGUGGCUAAAGUGGCUUCUGCCACCAGUGGAAAGUCUAUUUCUUCAACUUCUAGGUGUCUAAACAUCACUCAAGCCAUUGAAAAUGUUAGCAGCUGCGUGAAUUUGACAAGAGAGGAAGAAUUUGAACUUCCUCAGGCCUCAAUGUUUUAUGAAUCAGAUGCAUACAAAGAUUUAGAGUUGCAUAUUUGUGGAAAAGUAAUUGCUAGGGCUUCUAGACUUCCUCCAAAGUUCCAUGGUAAGAGCAUGGAGGAUAAAGACAAUCAAGAUCAAAUACAUGUUUUUCUUACUUCCAAUGAUGAACCCAUGCAUACCAGUGAUGGAUAUUUUAUAGAUUUCUCUUCUGGGGAUGCUGCCGGGGCAAGGAUUCCCUUGGGUUCUAUUUUUGGUCUAGGUACAUCUGAAGAAGAAGGAUCCUGCUCCGUUUACAAUAAACAUGGAACACAAACACAUGUGAUAAUGAAACAUCGAACAUUAAUGGUGAAACACAUGCACUGGUACAGUACAGGAGAAAAAGUUUCUGUCUGUGAGUGUAGAUGCAGUCGAGCACGUUUACCCCCAAGCAAGUUUUGGCUAUUUGAGCCCCGGUGUGGUCUGCAUGAUGUAGGGGGCUGGUAUGUCGAAACAUUUGGUAAAAAUAAGAAAGGCCGAACAGUCCCAUCAAAAAGGUUUUGGGAUGGUUUUGAUUCUCAAGAACAAUGUCAAGAGCGGCUUCAUCCAGCAAUGUAUCUAAUUGCCCUUGCAUACAGAACUCUUGAUAUCGAAGAUGCAAGGCUGAGGAAACAAAGGAUCAGGGAUACGAUCAAGGGCCAACUUUUUAGGAUCCUCAAUUGGUCCAAGAAACUUAUUUAGGGAGAACAUUGGUCCUUUUGAUGUCGAAAAUGCUUCAAUUAUUAGGCGUGAUAAAUGCUACAGUAAUUAUUAGGCGUGAUAAGUGUCUGCGAGAAGGUCAGUUCUUGCACCUGGCCUGUUACGAAUAUACCAAGCACAGCUAGAGGCCUCGGUAAGAGCAAAUCUUCCUCCUGAUUAGCAUUAUAGUAUAGUUGAGAACGACAUUUUGUAAGUACUUUAAAUUAUCUGAAAGAGCUUUUACCGUAUGGAAAA